CUCUGCGCGGCGGUAGCAGCGGCGACAGCAGCUAGACUGGAGGGUGGGAGGGGACGCACCGGUUGGCGGGCGGGGGCGCUGGGACGAGGCUUUGGCUCCCGCCCGAGGUUCGUGGGAGCGUUUCGGACCGCGAAGCUCCGCGCGAGCCGCGAGAGAGCCCGGGAGCCGACGAGCGCGGAGUGGGCAGCUGGCGGAGCGGAGCCGCCGGGCGGAGCGGGCUUGGAGCCCGUGUCUCCGCGGCUCGGGACCCGGCGGCGGGGCGGCGAUGUUCCAGUGCAUCCCCCUGUGGCGGUGCAACCGUCAUGUGGAGACCAUCGACAAGCGCCACUGCUCGCUGGUCUGUGUCCCAGAGGAGAUUUACCGCUACGCCCGCAGCCUUGAGGAGCUCCUGCUGGACGCCAACCAGCUCCGCGAGCUGCCGGAGCAAUUCUUCCAGUUAGUCAAAUUACGAAAGCUUGGACUUAGUGACAAUGAAAUUCAGCGACUGCCUCCAGAAAUAGCCAACUUCAUGCAGCUGGUGGAACUUGAUGUGUCCCGAAACGAUAUUCCUGAAAUUCCAGAAAGCAUCUCAUUCUGCAAAGCACUACAGAUAGCUGACUUCAGCGGAAACCCACUGACUAGAUUACCAGAAAGCUUUCCUGAAUUGCAGAACUUGACGUGUCUUUCUGUAAAUGACAUCUCAUUGCAGUCUCUACCUGAAAACAUUGGCAAUCUUUAUAACCUGGCUUCACUGGAACUGAGAGAGAAUCUUCUUACGUAUCUUCCUGACUCUCUUACCCAGCUACGGAGACUAGAAGAACUUGAUUUAGGAAACAAUGAAAUAUAUAAUUUGCCAGAAUCAAUCGGAGAUCUCAUACAUCUAAAGGAUCUCUGGUUGGAUGGCAAUCAGCUGUCAGAAUUACCUCAGGAAAUAGGAAAUCUGAAGAACCUGCUGUGCUUAGAUGUCUCUGAAAACAGGUUGGAAAGACUUCCUGAAGAAAUCAGUGGCUUGACUUCAUUAACGGAUUUAGUCAUUUCCCAGAAUUUAUUAGAAACAAUUCCUGAUGGCAUUGGAAAAUUAAAGAAACUGUCAAUCUUGAAGGUGGAUCAGAACAGACUAACACAGUUGCCUGAAACAGUCGGGGACUGUGAAAGCCUCACUGAAUUAGUUCUUACAGAAAACCGGCUCCUGACCUUACCUAAGAGCAUUGGAAAGCUUAAGAAAUUGAGCAACUUGAAUGCAGACAGAAAUAAAUUAAUGUCUUUACCAAAAGAGAUUGGCGGGUGCUGCAGCCUCACUGUAUUCUGCGUGCGUGACAAUAGACUAACUCGGAUACCUGCCGAGAUGUCGCAGGCGACAGAGCUCCAUGUCCUGGAUGUGGCAGGGAACAGGUUGUUGCAUCUGCCCUUAUCUCUGACGGCCUUGAAGCUGAAAGCUUUGUGGUUAUCUGACAACCAGUCCCAGCCCCUGCUCACGUUCCAGACGGACAUGGACCCCACCACAGGAGAGAAGAUUCUAACCUGUGUCUUACUUCCUCAGCUGCCUUCUGAACCCACUUGCCAAGAGAACCUGCCCCGCUGUGGCGCGCUGGAGAGCCUGGUGAGUGACGUCUCGGAUGAGGCCUGGAAUGAACGCGCCGUAAACAGAAUCAGUGCCAUCCGAUUUUUGGAGGACGAAAAAGAUGAAGAAGACAAUGAAACGAGAACACUUCAGAGGCGAGCCACUCCACACCCAGGGGAGUUAAAGAGUAUGAAAAAGACAGUGGAGAAUUUACGGAACGACAUGAAUGCUGCUAAAGGACUGGAUUCAAAUAAAAACGAGGUCAAUCAUGCUAUUGACCGAGUGACCACUUCCGUGUAGACUUUCACCUCCACGUUUUACCUCCUGAGUCUUCCCCUGCUGUUGAGCUGUUCCUGUCUUCUGAGGAGGCUCAUGCAGUCUUCGUCUUCACCGGAACCCCGCACGUCGCCUCCCACGUCGCCUGUUGGGACGCUGCUGUCUCCAGGGAAGUGCCUUACUCUAACCAGUCAACCAGUGGUCUCCCGGCAUGAGUUUUUCUUCUUUUCCUAAAUUUUGGUUGUUUGUACUAAGUGGAAUACACUACUGUAAACACUUGACCUUCAUUUUUGUCUUAUGUUGGGGCAGGGAGAGCAGGAAGGAGAAUUUGUAUCCUCCUCCCUCCCCUGAAUUGCUGGGACAUUGCUCGGACACGUUUUCUUAGACCUACUGAUGAGAGAUAGUUUUAUGUAUGGGGAAAAAAAUCGAUACUUUUUUAAAUCUUUUUGGCAGCUCAGAUGGUGUACAUUUAAAAAUUUGUAUAGGUUAUUUCGUAACAAAAAAAUACGUAUUUCUUUUUCGUUAUUUUAUCUUGAGAACGGUACAUAUUUUAGUAUUUGUGCAGAAAAAAAUAAACACACUCCUAAAGUAUUUGUUUUCAUUUGUACCAUCCACUGUGCCUUACUGUAUCCUGUGUCCUAUCAAAGCAGUUGUAAGCCGUGGCAUCCUUGAGCAGUGAGAUGAGACAAGGAAUGUAGUACUUGUUAAAGCAGUGUUGGAUUUUAAUCAGCGAUCUACCUGGUGAAUUUAUUUUUAACCAAAAAAGAAGAGUUACCACCGAUUUGUAAAUUAUAUUGGAUGAUUUUUUUUUUUAAAGAUGAACCAAAGGAUUAGGCUGCUAAUAUUUCAUUUCUUACACUUUAACUUUCAUAAAUGAAUUUCUUAAAUGAGUGCAGUGUCUGAUUGUACCUACUUGGAACAUGCGUGCCGUUUGUAAAAUAAAAUAGAGUGGAAAAGCACAGAAAGAGAAAACUGGUUCAGAAAUUCAGUGGGUAAAUAAAUUAUGUACUGCAAAAGAAAGUAUGGUUUUUACUGAAGAAAGCUUUAAAAGUUUUAUAUUGAAAUGUAAAACCACAAUAAAGCAAAAUAACCUAC
Messenger RNA from Rhinolophus ferrumequinum (greater horseshoe bat), 2911 nucleotides. It is a transcript of the gene LRRC1, whose product is annotated as leucine rich repeat containing 1. Gene Ontology annotation, cellular component: postsynaptic membrane; adherens junction; postsynaptic density. Gene Ontology annotation, biological process: neurotransmitter receptor transport postsynaptic membrane to endosome; neurotransmitter receptor transport, endosome to postsynaptic membrane. Gene Ontology annotation, molecular function: protein binding. Lineage: Eukaryota; Metazoa; Chordata; Mammalia; Chiroptera; Rhinolophidae. Bases 266 to 1840 code for a protein of 524 amino acids. The transcript is spliced from 14 exons. The record is from RefSeq and is a predicted model, not a curated record.